Molecule: messenger RNA, 1515 nt
Organism: Marasmius oreades (fairy-ring Marasmius)
Lineage: Eukaryota; Fungi; Basidiomycota; Agaricomycetes; Agaricales; Marasmiaceae
Exons: 9
Coding region: 1-1515 (504 amino acids)
Molecular function (GO): protein binding
Source: RefSeq, a predicted model, not a curated record
AUGCCCUCUACCCCCUCCAAAUCCAAGAGACUAAGGCUCCCACAUCUCGAACGUGCAAUGGGCGUUCGUCAUCCCACCCACCUCUUUUCUUCACGGAGUACCGAAGUCCCCUGCGAGAUUGCCUUGGAGAUACUGCAACGUUUACCAGUCCAAGAUCUGUUGACCAUAGUACAAGUGAACUCCUCGUUCCGUCGCAUUCUUGAAGCAAAUCCUGCUCGAUCUCUCUGGGUCAAGAUUCUGCAAGACGACGGAUGUCCGCAACACCCAUCGUGGAUCGAACCUUUCGAACUCGUACUCUUUCUAUACAAAGGCAACCGGUUUAAAUGUCAGUGUUGCCGUCAAUGGAGGGGCGUUGUUCUCAAGCCAAUAUACAUCAGUUUCAAGUGGCUCUGUCGGGCAUGCUCUGGUAAAGCUCUGUGCUCCCAACAGGAUCUUGGGGUUGCCCUCCCUGCUCACGUCUAUGACGUGAUUCCCUCCAUCAGCGGAGACAAAGGACAGAAAUUUUACCUCAAAGAAUUUGCACACUAUGCAUCUGCUCACCUGCGAUCCGGCGGAAAUCUAGGGCAGCUUGAUACACAACUCAAAGAAACGGUAAACCUCGCUCAGCAAUGCAAACUCUGGAUGGAUCAACAAGCAGAAAAAGAAAGGAAGGCAAUCGUAGAUCAACGUUGGGUUACCAUCCAAGGGAAGCUCGUUGGCUUAGGUUUUAACGGCAAUGAUCUGGCUGCUAUUAGUGGCCAUCCUUUGGUGCGUACAGUUGCCAUACUUCGGGAUCGAGACUGGACUGCGCAUAUAUACCCCGAACUGAGGCUUGCAAUCGAUUCCUACCGACGGGCUCGCAUGUUUGCGAACCCUUUCCCUGACAGAACGAUGUGCGACCGAAUCGAGAGUUUCAAGAGGUUCCUCUGGGACGUCUUGCGUUGUCUCCCUCUCGAGAGACGCGACUUUCCGGAUGCCCAGACUAUUUGUCUUCUUCCGAUUUGCUCCAACCUUAUUAUCGAACCCGACAACGUCCUUGUGACGCAACGUACAUUCGAAAACCUCCGAUCUACCAUUCUUCGUGACAUUCGCGUAUGGAUAGAGCAACAGCAGCAGCAGCUCACAAGAAUCUUCAUAGAAGACCGUCAUCGACUGGUAGUCGCUGCACACAGUCUGGGCCUCGAUAUCCUACCAUUCAUCGGGAUCAAUUGGAACAAUGGCGUUGUUUGCCAUGAGCUAGCGGUUGCGCAAUACACCUGUUUGCAAUGCGAACGACGCUACCCUACCGCUCGAGCAGCGAUAAAGCAUUUGAAUAAUGCAUUUACUUGUCAACCAGCGGCGGCUCUGAAGCUGAACUCAUUUACCUUCUCACCUGACAGAACCGUUCUACUUCUCCUAAAUUUGUGUGGUCUUCCGGUCACCAACACAACUGCUGACGAUUUCGACCUCUUGGAUCCUACCUUUAGAUGCAACAGUUGUUCGGACGAACCUCAUGUCGGAAAAUGGCGCCAAUGCGUCUCUCACCAUAAGUUUUGA